AGGGGGUCCGCGCCGCGCGACGCCGGGCGCCGCCGCCCUGGCCGCCAUGUGCUCCCAGCUCUGGUUCCUGACGGACCGGCGCAUCCGCGAGGACUACCCGCAGGUGCAGAUCCUGCGCGCCCUCCGGCAGCGCUGCUCCGAGCAGGACGUGCGCUUCCGGGCGGUGCUCAUGGACCAGAUCGCCGUCACCAUCGUCGGCGGCCACCUCGGUCUCCAGCUGAACCAGAAGGCCCUCACCACCUUCCCGGACGUGGUGCUUGUACGGGUGCCCACACCCUCUGUGCAGUCAGAUAGUGACAUCACUGUCCUGCGACACCUUGAGAAGCUGGGCUGCCGCCUGGUCAACCGCCCACAGAGCAUCUUAAACUGCAUCAACAAGUUCUGGACAUUCCAAGAGCUGGCUGGACAUGGGGUCCCCAUGCCAGACACCUUCUCCUAUGGUGGGCAUGAAGACUUUUCAAAAAUGAUUGAUGAAGCUGAGCCCCUGGGCUACCCGGUCGUGGUGAAGAGCACACGAGGCCACCGGGGAAAAGCUGUUUUUCUGGCAAGAGAUAAACAUCACCUCUCAGACAUCUGCCAUCUGAUCCGCCAUGACGUGCCCUACCUAUUCCAGAAGUAUGUGAAGGAGUCCCAUGGAAAAGACAUCCGGGUGGUGGUGGUAGGGGGCCAGGUGAUAGGCUCUAUGCUUCGCUGCUCCACAGACGGACGGAUGCAAAGCAACUGUUCUCUCGGUGGUGUGGGCGUCAUGUGCCCACUGACAGAACAAGGCAAGCAGUUGGCUAUUCAGGUGUCCAACAUCCUGGGCAUGGACUUCUGUGGCAUUGAUCUCCUUAUCAUGGACGAUGGCUCCUUUGUGGUGUGUGAAGCAAAUGCCAACGUCGGCUUCCUAGCCUUCGACCAGGCAUGCAACUUAGAUGUGGGUGGGAUCAUUGCAGACUAUACCAUGUCCUUGCUGCCAAGUAGGCAGACUGGGAAGAUGGCUGUCCUACCAGGACUGUCAAGUCCCAGGGAGAAGAACGAGCCAGAUGGCUGUGCUUCAGCUCAGGGAGUUACAGAGAGCGUCUACACCAUCAACAAUGGGUCUACCUCUAGCGAGAGUGAGCCUGAACUGGGAGAGAUCCGGGAUUCCUCAGCAAGCACAGUGGGGGCCCCGCCCCCCAUGUUGUCCGAACCUGGCUACAACAUUAACAACAGGAUUGCUUCAGAGUUAAAACUUAAGUGAAUUCCUGCUUUUUGGCAGCAUUUAAACCAAAUCCCACUGCUUCCCUAGUAGUUGUGUGAAUAAAAUCUGGACUAAUGUGA
Cynocephalus volans (Philippine flying lemur) is the source of this 1302-nucleotide messenger RNA. RefSeq names its product ribosomal modification protein rimK like family member A (gene RIMKLA). NCBI's taxonomy places the organism in Eukaryota, Metazoa, Chordata, Mammalia, Dermoptera, Cynocephalidae. The transcript is spliced from 5 exons. The record is from RefSeq and is a predicted model, not a curated record. Gene Ontology annotation, molecular function: metal ion binding; N-acetyl-L-aspartate-L-glutamate ligase activity; ATP binding. Gene Ontology annotation, biological process: protein modification process. The coding region runs from base 47 to 1222 and encodes 391 amino acids. Gene Ontology annotation, cellular component: cytoplasm.